AAGUUGACAGAUUUGACCGCCAGUGUAUCUCUUGAGCGAUACACCCUUUCCUUCAGUCUAUGUAACCAUUUCAAUCGAUCAGAGAUGAAGCGUUCGACCGUGAUGGUCGGUAGCUACGGACCGCAAAAAGAAUUACGCGAAUGGAAUUCAGAAACCUAUGUUGCUCCGAAGGGUGCAAUGCAUCGGGGCACCUAUCACGUUAAAAGUCGGUUCCGCGAUAUUGACAAACAUCAGUUCAUCACGUGGAGAUGGGUGAUCAAUGUUGUUAAAUCUCCCUCAAGCACAGACUAG
Molecule: messenger RNA, 291 nt
Organism: Echinostoma caproni
Lineage: Eukaryota; Metazoa; Platyhelminthes; Trematoda; Plagiorchiida; Echinostomatidae
Source: the annotation of a GenBank genome assembly